Molecule: messenger RNA, 6253 nt
Organism: Xenopus tropicalis (tropical clawed frog)
Lineage: Eukaryota; Metazoa; Chordata; Amphibia; Anura; Pipidae
Gene: madd
Product: MAP-kinase activating death domain
Exons: 38
Coding region: 570-5558 (1662 amino acids)
Biological process (GO): regulation of cell communication; regulation of signaling
Cellular component (GO): plasma membrane; cytoplasm
Source: RefSeq, a predicted model, not a curated record
UUGCUAUUAUUGCUCAUGCCCUGGUUCCUCCCCCACUGAGCCUUGACUUGCCAGCGUUUAGCUCGUUUUAGACCAGUACCGCUUGCUCAACAACAAGAAAGCAUGUCGGCAAUUUCCUCUGAAGGCGUCGGUAGAAAAGAGUGAAACAAAAAAAGGUUUUGCCAUCACCGCUGCCCACUGGACUAGUCACACUCGGCACGCACGAAAGCGCCACUGCAGAAGCUGCCAUGACCAAUACAAAACCCUGCUGCUGGUGGUGGUGCCGGAGUCAUGAAUAAGCGCAGCAUUUCCUUCUGUUUGUAAAUGGAGGGGUGUGUAUCAAGGAGGAGGAGGCAGAUGGCUCACUGUUUAAAUUGGUCGGAUUGACAUCCCAGCCCCCAGUGUGAGAUUUAUCACAAGCCGACAAGGUUUGACAGGAGUCGAGAUUUGGCUUUGUGCUUAAGCAGAAGGCGAGAUGUAGCUGUUCGUUGGGUUGUGAGAAAAAUGACUCUGGGUUAUUGCCUCUAAUUGUUCAGCAAUGGUUAAAUGAAUGAAGACACUUUGAAAUGAUAGACUAAUAGAGUGAAACCAUGGGGCAAAGGAAGAAAGCGUGUCCCCGGUUGCUGGAUUACUUGGUGAUCAUUGGUGCCAGGCAGCCGAGCAGUGAUAGCAUUUCUCAGACCCCUGAGCUUUUGCGACGUUAUCCUUUGGAGGAUCAUCCUGAGUUUCCGCUUCCCCCUGAUGUAGUGUUUUUCUGUCAGCCUGAAGGAUGCCUGAGUGUCCGGCAGAAACGCAUGAGCCUGCGCGAUGACAUGUCCUUUGUUUUCACUCUGACCGACAAAGAUAGUGGUGUCAUUCGAUAUGGAAUCUGCGUCAAUUUCUACCGCUCUUUCCAGAAACGCCUACCAAAGGACAAGAGCCGUAAACCCCCAAAGCCAGCAUCCGAAAAUGGUUCUGAGGGAUCCGAUGGAGGCCAUCCCAUGCAGCCCCAUAGCGCUGAAUCCACCCCUGAUAUCAAUCAAUCUCCCCGUGGGAAACGUCUUUCUAAAGGGAUGCAAAGGUCCCGGAACAGUACAUUGACCUCGCUUUGCAUCAUCAGUCACUAUCCUUUCUUUUCAACAUUCCGAGAAUGUCUGUACACCUUGAAGCGGUUAGUUGACUGCUGCAGUGAGAGACUAGUUAGUAAGAAGGCUGGUGUCACCAAAGGAGUUCAGAGAGAUACCAUGUGGAGGAUCUUCACCGGCUCCCUGCAGCUGGAGGAAAAACCCAACGUGCUCCUGCAUGACCUCCGAGAAAUAGAAGCAUGGAUCUACCGCUUGUUGCGCUCCCCCACUCCGGUUCCAGGCCAGAAGCGAGUUGAUGUGGAGGUCCUGCCUCUCGAUCACCAACCACCCCUGACCUUUGCCCUUCCUGAUCCCUCGCGGUUCUCACUGGUGGAUUUCCCCUUGCACCUGCCCUUGGAACUUCUUGGGGUGGAGGCGUGCUUGCAGGUUCUGUCCUGCAUCAUGUUGGAACACAAGGUGGUCAUGCAGUCCCGCGACUACAACGCGCUGUCUAUGUCUGUGAUGGCGUUUGUGUCUAUGAUUUACCCACUUGAAUAUAUGUUUCCUGUUAUUCCUCUUCUGCCCACUUGCAUGGCUUCUGCCGAACAGCUGCUUCUCGCCCCCACCCCAUACAUAAUCGGGGUCCCUGCCAGCUUCUUUCUCUACAAGUCGGACUUUAAGAUGCCAGAUGACGUGUGGCUGGUUGAUCUUGACACUAAUAAGGUGGUUGCUCCCACCAAUGCAGACCUGUUGCCUGUUCUUCCAGAACCAGAGGCCUCAGAACUGAAGAAGCACCUUAAACAGUGUCUACACAGCAUGUCCGUGAUCACGCAGCAGCGUCUUCUCGCCUCAGAUAACAAGGCAUUGGCUAGCAUGAGUCUGAACACUCAGCCUAUCCUCAAUUUGGACCGAUUUCACGAAGGCCCAGACGCUGCACUGUUGAAAGCCCCCAGUGAUGCACAGGGAACUCCCUCCACAGAAUUUAAUCCUCUUAUAUAUGGAAAUGAUGUUGACUCUGUGGAUGUGGCAACAAGGGUUGCCAUGGUACGUUUCUUUAACUCCCCGAAUAUGUUGCACAGUUUCCAAAUGCACACACGCACCCUGCGCCUUUUCCCUCGUCCAGUCGUGGCUUUCCAAUCCUCUUCCUUCCUGGCAGCACGGCCCAAGCCCUCCCUUUUUACUGAGAAGCUUUCCAAAACGCAGGCAGUGGAAUUCUUUGGGGAGUGGUCCCUGAACCCCACUAACUUUGCAUUCCAGAGAAUCCACAACAACAUGUUUGACCCUGCUCUGAUUGGGGAUAAGCCCAAGUGGUAUGCACACCAGCUGCAGCCCAUUCACUACCGUGUAUAUGAUGCUAACUCACAGCUUGCGGAAGCAUUUUGUGUGCCAGCAGAGAGGGACAGUGACUCUGAUCCUACUGAUGACAGUGGCAGCGAUAGUGUGGAAUAUGAUGACUCCAGCUCUUCCUACUCUUCUCUUGGAGACUUUGUCAGCGAAAUGAUGAAAUGUGAUAUUAAUGGGGACACUCCAAAUGUAGAUCCGCUGACGCAUGCAGCGCUUGGAGAUGCCAGUGAGGUUGAAUUUGAUGACUUCCAAGAAUACUCAGGAGAAAUAGAGGAGAACAAUGGCGAUAGCGAGAACUCACAAGAUAACAACCAGCCUCGCUCUGGAUCUAGCACCACAGCCAGCAGCAGCCCCAGUACCGUUAUACACGGGGCUAACACGGAAUCAGCCGAUUCUGCAGAGCCCGAAGAGAAAGUUAUGGGUGUGUUGCAAAAUCACUUGCCAGUUUUGCCACCCACAUUCACCCGGUUAGCCAUGGAGAGGCGGGAGAGUGAUGUGUCACUGGGUGGCGGAGAGGCACGAAGACGAGAGUAUGACAACCCCUACUUUGAGCCACAGUAUGGAUUUCCUCCAGAGGAGGAGAAUGAUGAACGGGAGGAGAGCUAUACACCGAUGUUUAACCAGAGUGUGAAUGGUACCCGAUCCCCGAAGCCUCUGCUUCGGCCCAAUAGCUUGAAGCUUGCAAGUGAUUCUGAUGCCGAGACAGAUUCUCGGGGUAGUUCUCCCACGUCAACUGUGUCCAACAACAGCAGCAAUAACGAAGGCUUUGGAGGCAUCAUGUCCUUCGCCAGCAACCUGUAUAAAACUCACAGCAGUAGCUUUAGCUUAUCGAGCCUGACGCUGCCGAGCAAAAGCCGAGACAAGGCCACUCCCUUCCCCAGCCUGAAAGUAUUUGGGCUUAAUACUAUAAUGGAGAUUAUUGCAGACUCCGGUCCCGCCCCUGCAGAAGGCAGUAACAGACGUGCUCUUGUUGACCAGAAGUCUUCAGGUAUAAAGCACAGCCCUACAGUCAAGCGAGAAUCUCCCUCUCCUCAGGGAAAAUCAAACAACUCCAGUGAGAACCAGCAGUUCCUAAAGGAGGUGGCGCUGGGUGUUCUGGAGGGCCAAGGGGUAGGAUGGCUGAACAUGAAAAAGGUGCGGCGAUUACUGGAGAGCGAGCAGCUGCGCGUAUUUGUGCUAAGCAAAUUGAACAGGUCCAUCCAGACAGAAGAAGAUGCUCGCAAUGAUGUCAUCCAGGAAGUGGAAAUAACCCGAAAAGUGUAUAGGGGCAUGCUGGACCUGCUGAAGUGCACCGUAUCGAGCCUCGAGCAGACUUAUGCCAAUGCUGGCCUGGGAGGAAUGGCCAGUGUCUUCAGCUUACUCGAGAUUGCUCAUACUCACUAUUACAACAAAGAACCGGAAAAAAGGAAGCACAGUCCGUCUGCCGAUGGAGCUGUCACCCCUGUGUCUAGGGAUCCUGUCUCAGCUCCGAGGGUAGAGUCUCGACCCGCCCCUCAGCUGCCUGCCAAGCAGCUCUUGCCCCGCCCAUCAGGCCCCGCUGGCAGAGGGGCACGCGAGUUUGACACCCGGAGUCUUAAAGAAGAGAAUUUUGUGGCAUCCAUUGAGUUGUGGAACACGCAUCGGGAAGUGAAAAAGCAAAAAGCUAUGGAUAAACAGAGUACCAAGCCAGCACCGCCUUUGGUUGAUAGUGGGGAAACAGAGGAAAAGAAGUCCCAGAUUAGCGCCGAUAGUGGCCUGAGCGUCACAUCUGGUUCUCAGCGAAGCGAUCUAGACACGGGCAGCAUAGGACCCUCCAUCCUUAUCCGAAGUAGCAGCCAGGAUUCGGAAAUCAGCACAGUGGUGAGUAACAGCUCAGGGGAAACACUGGGAGCCGACAGCGACUUAAGUAGCAACGCAGGGGAUGCCUUGGGCGGCCCAGGAGGAAGCCACCUCUCGGGAUCCAGAGGGGCUGUGUCCGACAGCGAGAUUCAGAUGAACUCAUUCACCGGAGCCAUCUUUGGAAAGCCUCAGAUGCUCCGCCCUGGUGAGAAAGAAAGGAAUGUGAGUCCUGGGCGCCCCCAGCAAGACUUGAGCCAACGCAUAUACCUGUAUGAGGGGCUUUUAGGAAGAGAUAAGGGCUCAGUCUGGGACCAGCUGGAAGAUGCAGCCAUGGAAACCUUCUCAUUGAGUAAGGAGCGUUCCACUCUGUGGGACCAGAUGCAGUUUUGGGAGGAUGCUUUCCUAGACGCUGUUAUGCUGGAGAGAGAAGGAAUGGGUAUGGACCAAGGCCCACAGGAGAUGAUAGACAGGUAUUUCUCUCUUGGCGACCAUGACCGGAAGCGCUUAGAGGAUGAUGAGGAUCGCCUGCUGGCCACUCUUUUGCACAAUAUGAUUGCCUAUAUGAUCAUGAUGAAGGUGAAUAAGACAGAUCUACGCAGGAAGGUCAGGCGUAUCCUUGGAAAGUGCCACAUAGGCUUAGUGCACAGCCAACAAAUUAAUGAACUGCUGGACAGGGUGACUGACAUGAAUGGCCGCGAUCUCAGUAUUCGUCCCAGUGGGAGCCGUCACAUCAAGAAGCAAACCUUUGUAGUGCAUGCUGGGACAGACACAAGUGGGGACCUUUUCUUUAUGGAGGUUUGUGACGACUGCAUCGUCCUUCGCAGCAACAUCGGUGCCGUGUAUGAACGUUGGUGGUACGAAAAACUUAUUAACAUGACUUAUUGUCCCAAGACUAAAGUGCUCUGUCUGUGGAGGAGAAAUGGCCAAGAAACUCAGCUCAACAAAUUCUUCACCAAGAAGUGCCGGGAGCUGUACUACUGUGUGAAGGAGAGCAUGGAACGGGCGGCAGCACGACAGCAGAGCAUAAAGCCAGGGCCGGAACUUGGCGGAGAGUUUCCUGUCCAGGACAUGAAGACAGGAGAAGGGGGUCUUCUUCAAGUUACCUUGGAGGGAAUUAACCUAAAAUUCAUGCACAGUCAGGAGCGGAAGGUUUUCAUACAGCUGAAUCAUAUUAAAAAGUGUAACACUGUACGGGGCGUCUUUGUCCUGGAGGAAUUUGUUCCUGAAACUAAAGAAGUGGUGAGCCACAAAUACAAGACACCCAUGGCCCAUGAGAUCUGCUACUCCGUCCUGUGUCUUUUCUCCUACGUGGCCGCCAUCAGAGGAAAGGAGGCAGAGCUGAAGAGUAGACCCCCUCGGCCUGUGUCAAGCUGACCUACCACCUCCCUCGUCAACCACAACCUUGGUCCCCAGUCCACCCCCUUCCAUGCAGCCAGCUGUUACCUGGGUAUAUUGGUACAACAUUCCCUCCAGCCAUGGAGCCUGCACAAAUACCCAUGUAUUAGCUCCACUACAUGUCUUGAUAGUUUUUUUUUUUUUAUAUACCUCCCCCCGCUUGUGUGUCGUGUGCUUUGCGUGUUACUGGCAGUCCUGCAAGGAGUUACGCUCAACUCUUCCAGAUCUACAGACGUGUGUCUUCAUUUUCUGGUUCCACAUUCAUGCUUUAUAUAGUGUGUUGGUGUUAUUGUCGCUGACUGCUAGCAUAGGACUGAGUGGGACUGCUUCGGUUAUAUUGGGAGGGGAGGAUGAAGAAAUCACGCAGGCUUUUUGCCAGCUCAAGCACACACCCGGCUUCUCCAUCACAAGUGGAACCACCUGCAUCUGACCCAUUGGCUACCAGAACCUGGGACUCUACCCUCCUCUAGGUGUCCUGGUAACUUAUGGGCAAACAGUGGCUGAACUUGAAGCAGACGGUAAUCUUCAUGGUACUUAAUGUAAAUACUGCGUAUGUGAAACUACUGUCUGUAUCUUUCCCUGGCACAAGAUGUAAAUAUCCAAGUCUUUCUUAUUUAUAGAAAUCUGUACAGUUCCAUGAAUGUGCAAUAAACGGCAUUCUGAUGCAGUCCUCA